Vespa velutina is the source of this 4655-nucleotide messenger RNA. RefSeq lists its product as uncharacterized. Gene Ontology annotation, molecular function: zinc ion binding. NCBI's taxonomy places the organism in Eukaryota, Metazoa, Arthropoda, Insecta, Hymenoptera, Vespidae. The record is from RefSeq and is a predicted model, not a curated record. The transcript has 2 exons. Gene Ontology annotation, cellular component: nucleus. Bases 179 to 517 code for a protein of 112 amino acids.
GUGGUACUAGUAGCGCCAAUAGUGUGAAGUCUCUGAUAAACAAACUCAAGAAUCUAAAGGGAAGAACAUCUUGAAAUAAUAGUGUUUUUAGUGCACAAUAUUCAUUGUUAAGCACUAAAUCUAAGUGAUCUUGAAUAAGUGCAAAUACCAAAGAGGAAAUUAAAAAUAAGAUAGUAAAAUGGGUAGUACGGAUAAAGCUGUAAUUACAGGUUUCAUAUGCAGACUCUGCAGUAAAAUGAACCGUUUCGUGAUCCACAUUUACGGUGAAGAGGGUGAAAGAAUGAAACUCGCGGAAAAGAUCAAUGCUUAUCUCCCAAUUACGGUAAAUAUGAAUGAUCCGCUACCCAAAACUGCAUGUCUACAUUGUAUUGAACGAUUGGAAGCACAUCACGAACUAAUGAAACAGUUCAUGUUUGCUAGGCGGAGGUUACCUACUGAAAAUAAAACCUCAGCAGUGGCAUCUUCUUCUACAGCAACUAUUGAUGCUGCACCAACGUCUAGCCCUCCUCCAUGUUGACAUGUACAAUCAUGAUAAUCCCUUUUUUUUGCAACACUGAGUAUCUCUUGAGUUUUAUCCAUAUCAUUUCCUCGCAAAAUCGUUAUUAAGGUAUAAAACUGUUAGGUAAAAGGUGUGAAUUAAGUAGAACAAUUUAAUAUCUUCAUAUAAUCUACUUGAAGAGAAAUUUUUAAUAGGAUAGCCAAAUAUUGUCUUAGUAGACUGAAAUUUGUAAUAUUGCAAAAUUUGUUAAUUACUUUUCAGUAUCCCAAAUGUUAUACUUCGAUACUUUAGAUGCAAUUAUUAUUUGACAACAAAAAUAAUUUUUUAUUUAUGUGCUAUAUAUAUUAAACCUUUUAUUAGGUACAAUUAUAUUGUAUAAAGUAGACUUUGGGUUGAUGAUCAUAUAAUCUAAUAACUUCUAAGAAGAAAUUAUAUCUUGGAUAGUAUCUUUUGUGAAAACAUAAUAAUAUUUAAAUACUUUAAUGGAUGUUUUAUUCUAUACUAUCAUACUUUAAAAAAAUUAUCAUAGUAUCUUUAAUAAUUUCAUAUAUAUAUGAAUGUUUAUACAUUUAUUUUAUAAUAAAUUAUUUCUUCAGAAUAUUACACAAAAACUGUUGAGUCAAUAGAAAUGUAGAAAUUUGUAUACUUACAUGCUUAUUUCAUAAUAAUCUAUAAUAAUUGAGAAAUAGUAAAAUUCAUGAAAAGUGACACAUCUUCCAUUAAAACAAAAAUGAAGAAAAAUAUCAAUAAAUCGGUCAUUUAAAAUAGUGAUGGGACACGUAUUGCAAUCAUUGUAUAUUUACAUUAUAUACAUCGUAUUAUUCAAUCCCACUGAUUUUUAAGAAUCAGCAGAUGAAUGUUAUAUAAAAGCAUUACAUCUGCAGAGAUAUGCAUAUAAAAAAAUAUUUGUAUAUUAUGUUAACAUAAUAUUAUGUAUUUUUAUGUAAUAUUUUUAAAGAGUUUUAAUAUUCCUUUUUCUCUCUAAGCAAUGAUAUAAUAAACAAUCUUUACAAAAUUUAACUGCGCACUUAUUAUGUCAGUUGUUUUGUAUUAUCAAAUAUUUCAUUAAUAAAAUAUAUAUUUGUGUAAGCAGUAUAAAUAAUAAGGGAAACGAUCUUCACAUAAUUUUUGUAUGAUAAGAUUUAUUUGUUAACAAUGUAUGCUAACACAAUUAAAUGUUAUGUGGAACAAUAUUAAUGAAUCGCGUCACAAUACACAUUGUGCUUUCUAUAUGUAUUAUUUCACAUAUAACGUUGUAUAAUUUACAAGGAAGAUAAGUGUUUUUAUAGUAGGUAAGGAUGUAAUCAUCACUCAAUUUUUACUUAUUGUACUUGGUAUAAUAUAGAAACAAUUUAAAUUUAAGUAUUUGUUUAAUAAUUUUUACAUAAUAUCAGAUAAUUUUAGAGAAAUAGAUCAAUAUAAUUCAAUUUAAUCCAAAUUUUAUUUAGCUUGAUUAAUUCAUUGUGUUUAUGCAGGAAAAUGGAUAAUUAAAUAUUUAAAAUUUGAUUUAGGAAAUCUAUUAAUAUCAACAUUAUAUUAAUAAUUAAUAAAUUAAUUGUAAUAAUUUUUUUCAUUUAAUAUAUAAAUUAUGUGCAGGAAUAACGAUUUUAAUUCUACAUAUAAUACAAAAACUUUUUUUCUUAUCGAUCAAUGAUUAUAAUGUAAUAAAGAUAAUUCAUUUGAUUAAAUAAUGCUGUAAAUGUUUUUGACAAUGUAUGGCUCAAAAUAUAUGCAGAUAAUAUUAUUAAUACAGUAAAUAAAAAAACAAAAAAGGAUUCAUUUCCCCAAAAUUAACAAAAUUUCUGGAAUAUUUUCAAGAUGGUAAUUAUUGAUACAAUGAAAUAAAUAAUGGCCUAAUGAUUUAAGAGUAAUCUUUGUAAUUUUUCAUAUAAUAUAUCUUAUACUAUUCCAUGCACAAUAAAACAUUCCCCUUUCAUGAUAGUAAAGUUAUAUUUACAUACACAUAUGGCAGAAAUACUACAUACACAGUUUAAAGAAUGUCUGAUACUGUACAAUAUAGUAUACAGGUAUAACACAGUAGAAUUGCAAUCGAAAAUUUUAUAUUAGACAAAGACAUAAGUAAAUAAUGGCUAUAUUUUUCAUUUAAUUUUACUAUUUGGUUCAUAUAACAUUGUUUCUCAUGUAUAUAAUAGUCCAACAAGUAAAGGCAAAAUGUGUUCCUGUGUACCAAUAAUAAUAGGGAUCUAUAUUUAUAUUAUAAUAUUUAUGAUAUAUUAUUUUUUAAUAUCAAAGUGUCUGUGUGUGUGUGUGUUUACCAUUAAUUUUUUCAAAAUAAACGAUAUUAACAUAAUAUAUUUAUAAUUAUUUGUUAAAUUAGAGAUCUCUCUUGGUUCUGGCAAAUGCAUAUAUAAAACGAAAACAAAAUUAUUAAUCAUAUUUUUUCACAAAUUUGACCAAGUACAUAAAAAUCUACAUAAGCAAUGACAUACAUCCUUCCUUAUUAAGUUAAACAUAUAGCAAAUAUUACUGCAAGAUUUCUGAAAUCAUUUGACAGUAAUGUGUAAACUCCUGUGCGAUAAACAACUACAUACUAUAAACUGACUUAUAAGUAUACUCAAUGCAAGCGAUGUAAACUAUGUACAAAGAUUCAGAGAGUCUAACUCCCCACUUUCUUUCUAUUUUCCCCAAUCAGUGUGAUCAUUUCAUCAUUAAAUAUGUCCACAACUGAUUUCUUAUAAAAAAUAUAUACUAUAUAUCUAUAUAAAAUUUCAUUCUCUUUUCAGCCAACAUGUUUCAUACAAAUUUAGCCCCAUUCAAGGUUAUUUGAUUUGUGGUUCUGAGCUUACAUAAGCUUAAUCUUCGUUUCUUAAUACAUGAGGAUACUUAUAUACUCAAAUAAAAAUAUAAAUGUGAGUAUGUGCAUUUUUAACCAAUCAUAAACAGUGACAAUAAAGCUAUAAAUGACUAAAGUACAAUGAUAGUUACCAAUUUUUCGUUUAGGAAAUAAAAAUUUUAGAGCUCAUAGAUAUGUUGAGCUGCAUUCAUGACAAAUUCUUAAAAAAUUAAAAAAAAAAUCAUAAACAUUAACUAUAUACUGUUGACAUCCCGGUUUAAACAAAAUACAUGUACAAUUUUUGUGUAAAUACAAACAAAUAUUUUUAUAUCUUUAUAAAUAAUAUAAGAUAUUUAUUCUCCUAAAAUAUAUACAUAAUUUAAAAUAAUACAUAUCUCCCUUUGUCUAAUAUUGAAAAUUAUGCUGUACUUCAUAAGUGUUGGCGAUGCAUACUUUCACUUAUGUCUUGUAAUUGUACAGCCGUACAUUGCUUGGAAUACGUUAUUCAUUAUUAUUCAUUUAAUGCAUCAAGAAUAACAUCAAAUUGUAAUACAUCUAUUAAAUAAAAAAUUUAGAUUGUACAAAUUCUAUUCCUGUUAUAUAUAAUGUACAUAGUUAUAUGCCAAUAAUGAUAUUACAAAUUCUAUUUACAUUUUCUUCGCCAUGAGACACAGCGCUUGUACUUAUGAGAUUAGAGACAUUUAAUCGUCCUGAAAACAGCUCAACCACAAUGGCACAAACACUGGACUCAAAAGCAAGAUUUAAUUUGCUAAGGAGAAACGUACCUCAUAUACAUAAAUGUAUCCCCAUACAUCUUUAUGUUCAAAUUAAUAAUGAUUAUUUUUAGAUUAUUUUUAAAUAAUAACACAUUUGUGUGAUAUUUGUACUUCUCCUUUGAAAUAAUUAAAUAACCAAUCAAAAGAAAAAUAUUAAUUAACAGCCCUAUCGUGUGCUUGUUAAAAAAGUGUACAACAGAAUGUAUGUGUCAAUAUAUAUACCGUUUUUUAAAUGUUAUUUUAUAUCUAAUCUUACAUCUAUAUCUACAGUUUAUAUUAGUGGGGAAAGUUACCUAAGCAGUCCUAGGUAGACAGGUAAAAAUUGUCAUGAAAUUUGCCGUGAUUGCAGAGUGCCCAUACUAUGAUCUUUGAUUUUGUAUGUGUAUGUAUACAUGCAUGCAUGGAUGCUUACAUACACAUUUAUAAAAGACUUUAGUACAUUGAGAUAUGCAGGUUGCUGUCAAACACAGCCCAUCACGAACAUGCCUGUUGCAUCUCCGCUUUAGCUGCCUUUGUAGCUAAAAAGAAUAUAUAUAAACUAUUUGCAUAAAUAUUUGUCUUUUAAAAAUAAAACUGUUUCAUAUUA